AUGGCAACGGGUGCGCUGCUCGAUAUCAAGCCACCCCAUCUAGUAGUGAUGGCAACGGCUUGGAGAGCGGCCAUCCGCCUGUAUCAAGCUGAAGAAUGGUACCCGUCGAGCGGUGGGCACACCGAGAUCUUAAGGGAUCAGGGAUCGGAAUUAAUUCUGACCCACGGGGGAGACCGCUGCAGGACGGAGUACCUCUUCAGACGGGAAUACGACCUAAUCAUCCCAGAAAAGGAGGAAUGGCUGGAAGACCCUAACGACAUCCUGACUCCGGGGGGACUAGUCUGGUUCACAGACGGUUUCAAGACCGGAUCUGGCACCGGAGCCGGGGUAGCGGGGGAAAGCCCAAGGGUCGAAAUGACCCACAAGCUGGACUACCACGUUACGGUCUUCCAAGCAGAAGUGUUUGCCAUCUGGGCCUGCGCCAAAUACAACUUGGAUAGGGCCCACUCAGGAGAACACAUCUAUAUUUGCAGUGACAGCCUGGCCCCGCUAAGAGCCCUCCACAAAGUGGAAGUUAGGUCGAAGCUAGUCAGGGACUGUGCACUGACACUGAGACAGCUAUCUCUGAAAAACAGAGUUAAGCUGAUAUGGGUACCAGGUCAUGCUGGAAUCCCAGGCCAACGAACUGGCACGCCAGGGGCGAUAAGCUCCCAGCCAUGCCAUGAGUACCCCAUUGGAGUCUCAACCCACGCGUUGAAAGGCCUGGCUAAGGACCGGUUGAACCAGGAAUUUACCAGGCUCUGGCAUAACGCUAACGGCAUGAGACACACGAGGGCCCUACUUGAGGGACCGUCACAAAAGCUGGGGGACACCUUAACCCACCUGGACAGAGCGCAACUGCGCAUGCUCGUGGGACUAGUGACAGGACACUGGUACACGAGGAAACACCUCGCGCGCAUGGGACUCAUAGAGGAGUCGAAAUGCCCGAUGUGCGAGGAGGAGGACGAAACACCUCUCCACGUACUUCUAAGAUGCAGGGAGCUGAGGGCCCUGAGAGGAUCAAUCCUGGGGACCUCGGAACCCGCAUCUUUAAGCACUUCGGCUGGCCUGGUGCCGGUGCUUCUAAAUUUCGCAACAGAAGCCCAGCUGCCAAGGCACAGUCAGUAA
Messenger RNA from Osmia bicornis bicornis, 1107 nucleotides. RefSeq lists its product as uncharacterized. The coding region runs from base 1 to 1107 and encodes 368 amino acids. The transcript has a single exon. Gene Ontology annotation, molecular function: nucleic acid binding. Lineage: Eukaryota; Metazoa; Arthropoda; Insecta; Hymenoptera; Megachilidae. The record is from RefSeq and is a predicted model, not a curated record.